GCCAGACAUGCGUCAUUCGUCAAGCACCGAGCAGCGACUCGCCGAAUCGCGAGCAGUGUGGAUGUCUGUUUGUCUAUUCGGCAAGCAGCAAACAUUAGUGCUCGUUGUUUCCCGUUCAGUGUCGGUCUUUUGCACACUUCAAAGUGGACGAAUAUUUGGGAAAAGGCAAACUUUGCUUCAUCCACACAUUCGGCUUUGUGGUUGGGAGAUAAGAACUGUUCACGGUUUCCAAUUUUGUCAUCAGAGCCUCAUUGACUAUUGGGUAUGGAGUGGCCUAAUGAGUUGGUGUUGGAUUUCUUACAAUACUAUGAGAAUGAACCAGUUAUUUGGAACCCUUCUCAUCCCAAUCACAAAAAUAGAAAUGAAAUAUACGAUGCAUGGAAAAGAAUCGAAAGCAAGAUGGGUAACAAGUUUUUCCUGUCACCGAAUUUGA
This is a messenger RNA of Homalodisca vitripennis (glassy-winged sharpshooter), 433 nucleotides long. RefSeq lists its product as uncharacterized. The record is from RefSeq and is a predicted model, not a curated record. Lineage: Eukaryota; Metazoa; Arthropoda; Insecta; Hemiptera; Cicadellidae. The transcript is spliced from 2 exons. Bases 8 to 433 code for a protein of 141 amino acids.